Alternaria rosae is the source of this 2016-nucleotide messenger RNA. RefSeq lists its product as uncharacterized. Gene Ontology annotation, molecular function: calcium-dependent phospholipid binding; calcium ion binding. Gene Ontology annotation, cellular component: cytoplasm. NCBI's taxonomy places the organism in Eukaryota, Fungi, Ascomycota, Dothideomycetes, Pleosporales, Pleosporaceae. The transcript is spliced from 2 exons. The record is from RefSeq and is a predicted model, not a curated record. Bases 286 to 1794 code for a protein of 502 amino acids.
GGCAGAAGGUGUUCGCAUUCCAGCCACUAAACCCGAUGGCUGACAACGCCAAGCAGCAUUCUUCGUCAUGAGCCAAACUAAUUCUUGACCCCACCCCACCACCGGCAGGGCUGAGCGAUACGACUCAGCCACGGUAACCGUUGGGUGCAGACCAUUCUUUAGCAGGCAGGCCGUGAUUUCUCCUCUUCUUUUCCAUACCACUUGCCUUAUUAUCCGAGUCGCACAUCGGUCUUACCUACUUCUGGAGCUUACUCGUGUAUUACCCUGCCUAAAUUACAGCUGGACAUGUCCUACAACUACAACCAACCAGGCGGUUAUCAGCAGCCGUAUCCGGGCCAAGCCCCGCCGCCACAAGGCUACGGUCAGCAACAACAGUAUCAACCUCCUCCACAGCAAGGCUAUCAACAACCGCCACCAAUGCAGAACCAACAGUACGGAGGCUACCCGCCUCAACAAGGUUAUGGUCAGCAACCACCGCAAGGUCAAUAUGGUGCGCCGCCGCCAAAUCAGUACGGCGGUCCACCUCAGGGCCAGUAUGGAGCUCCUCCCCCGCAACAGGGCUAUGGCGCACCUGGGCAGUAUCAACAACAGCCACCUCCGGGUCAGUAUGGACAGCAACCACCUCCAGGACAAUAUGGACAACCGCCUCCAGGACAGUAUGGUCAGCCACCCCAAGGACAGUAUCAACCACCACCUGGGCCUCCACCAGGCCAGUUUGGGCAGCAACCACCCCCAGGGCAAUAUGGCGCGCCCCCACCACAGGGGCAGUUCGGUGCUCCACCUCCUCAAGGCCAAUUCGGUGCGCCAGGGGGCUUCGGCGGACCACCAACUCAGGUUUCCCUUGGCUAUGGUCCCAUGCAGGUAGCUAACAUCGACGUCAGCAAAGAUGUCGAGGCUAUCCGCAAAGCAAUGAAGGGAUUCGGAACCGAUGAGAAGGCACUCAUUGCGAUAUUGGCGAAGCGAGACCCCAUCCAGAUUGGUACCAUUCGGGCGCAAUAUGACCAGCGCCUGAUGCGAAACAUGGUCCAGGACCUCGAAAAGGAGACAAGUGGCUACUUUGCCAAAGGACUUGUCGAAAUCGCACGCGGUCCUCUGGUUUCUGACUGCUAUAACCUCAUGGAAGCAAUGAAGGGUAUGGGCACAAAGGAGGUCAUAUUGGACGACAUCUUGAUCGGCCGAAGCAACGCCGACAUUAACGCCAUCAAGCAGAAGUACCAGGAACUUUUCCAACGGCCACUACAGAAAGACCUCCAGGGCGACCUCAGUGCCGGAACCGAACAAAUGUACGACAUGAUCAUCUCGGCCCGCCGCGCAGAAGACUCAUACCCGGUCAACCCUCAAGAAAUCGAGCAGGCUGUCACCGAUCUUCAAGCCGGCAUGGGUGGCUUUGCUAGCAAGAACGUGCCUCAAGUUUGCCAGAUCCUCACUAGCAAAAACGACGCGCAGCUCAAAGCCAUGACGAACGCUUACCAACAGCGCUUCCACAAGUCCCUCGACAGCGUCAUCAAGUCUGCUUUCUCAGGCCACAUGGAAGAUGCACUCCGUCUGCUUAUUCACCGUGCCACCAACCGACCCGAGGCUGAAGCCGUUCGUCUAGAAGAAUCGAUGGCCGGCAUGGGCACCAAGGAUGAGAUCCUCGUGCAACGCGUCGUCCGCUGCCACUGGGACAAGAACUUCAUGAAUGCUGUCAGCAAUGCGUACAAGCAGGUCUACAAGAAGGACUUGGUCAAGAGGAUAGAAGGGGAGACCCGCGGCGAUUACGAGAAGCUCAUGGUUGCUUGUGUGAAACCUUGAAGUUUUGCAGAUAUACGUAGAGUGUUGGUUUUGAUUACAUGAUAUCCUUUUUUCUCUUUCUUGUUGCUUCGGCGAGAUGGUGGAAAGUGCGAGUGUGUUCACACAUGCGCUUUUCCUGUAUGCGGUCUGUGAACGUGGAGAGAUGAAUAGAUCUAUUUUCUAAUGCAAACACUGAGCCAAGUAUCCUUUUGAGUCAAAAACAGUGCAUUACUACUACUUCAA